UUGACGACCAGUUCAUGCUCCAGUCAACUGUUUGGCAGGGCUCUGACGUUUCUCAGAAUACGAGAAAUAUGACCAACAUGAACGUAACGCUAAACGAUAGCUCUGAUUUAACAGAGAAUGAAUUUGACCAAUUAAACAUAACAGAACAUUGGAUAUUUUCUGAGCUUUUUGGUGCACUUCUUCAGACAGAGAAGCUGCCAGAUAGUAACACGUUUAGUUAUCAAUGUCGAAAAGAUCUGGCAUUGUUUAGUCUGGCAUGGAGCAGGAAGGAACCUUGGACUUUGAGCAUGUACGACUCCAUGGGGAAGCCACUACCAGGCUUGCUCAGUGGCACCAUGACAUGGUCAGGACACUUAGACCAGUGUGUUAACACCCACGUGACUUAUAGUAAACUCAGCCAUGAUAGGUCACCGGCGGAAAUUCGAACACGUUUUUGUGCUGUCUACAUAACACUUCCAAAAUGGCUGUCAGAAAGAAUGCGAAGUUUUAAUAUCCCAUUUCCGGUUGCUGUCCCGUCAGUUAUUGCUGACAUAUGCACACUGAGCGGUUGUUCAGAGGACGAUCUGCACGGACUGUUCCAAAAGUACGUCGAGAAGAAUUCGAGACGAGACAACAUUACAAUCACAAAAGUCAGAUGUUUAACGGAGAAGAACGUGUUGGAAGAUGCUCCAGCAGUCGUCUCUUUGUGUGUCAUCUUCCUGUUGAUUCUACUGGCACUAGCUGGGACUGUCUUUGAAGUCAUCCUCAGAGCUAGGAGACGUGGGUUAAACUCCGCUAGAAAUCCGAAUCUGACAGGAUGUGGCGAUCUCAAUAUGUCGACACUGUCUUCGAUCGGCAGCAGAGUCUUGGACACUCAUGUCAGCAACAGGGGCGCCAAUCCUGGGCAGGAGGGAAUUCCUGAAGCAAAGGAUGACAGGGAAGCUCUGUCGGAUUCCUUAUCAGAUGAUCAUUCUAGCGUCAUUGAAAAACUUGAUAGGAUUCAUAUUUCAUUUCCAGAGACACAGGUCGCUGACGGCACGAAGAGUGUGAUAUGUGAUGACUCAGUAAUUACUGAUGAACAAAGUGUAAACAACGCUAUAACAUGUUCUGACACGGAUGCUUCUCAGGACUUGUCAUCUGAUGUUAAUGCUGGCAUCAACGAAGAGCAGGAUGGGAGUGACAAUUCAGCUUCCCAAACACAGGACGCUGCCAGCACGAAUGGUGGGACUCAGGACGACUCGGUAGUAGCUGAUGAACACAGUGUAAACAAUGCAGUGACGUUGACCCUGUUACAGAGACUUCUCGUGGCGUGUUCUAUUCGCCGAAACACAACUAACGUGUUUGGGAAAGGUCACGAGGACAUGUUGUUUUGUCUAAACGGUAUCAGAGUCCUGAGCAACAGUUGGAUUGUUCUUGGCUCCUACUUCAUGACGAUCUUCUCAAAUCCUGCCGUUGUUGAGAAUCACGUGACAAUCUCCAAGUUUGGACAAUCCUUCUGGGCGCAAUUUCUCAUCAACACCGGCCUGGCUGCAGACACGUUUUUUAUUAUGAGCGGCGCGCUCAAUAUGUACAACUUAAUGAAAGCCAAAGCAAAGUCUAGAUGUAAGAGUAUGCUUAAAGUGAUGUCGCGUGCUGAAUAUUGUCAGAACAUCAUACACCGACUCUUCCGAAUCGUGCCAUGUCACUACAUGUCCCUGAUGAUACACACGAACCUGAGUAGAUACCUGGGAACUGGGCGAGAGCUGAGGCAACAGGCAGACUCUAGUGAACACUGCAGGAAUCACUGGUGGUCAAACGUCUUGUUUGUAAGCAACUUUCACAAGGCACAUGAGAUGUGCAUGCCGUGGUCAUAUUACUUGGUGAACGACCUGCAGAUGUCGCUCCUGUCGCCCCUGGUUACUAUUCCGCUACUUUGCCGACCGGUCCUGGGAUUUAGUCUCAUUAGUUGCCUGGUUGUCUUACAGAUCGUGUCAGUUUUGGCCAUCAACACGCCAAUAAAUGGGAAUAGUAUGAGAACCAAUACAACCAGCUAUUUCUCUGAGGUCCAGGUGAAGCCAUAUUGUCGAGCCGGUGUCUAUGCUAUCGGCCUAGGCCUCGGCUACUUUCUCUACUCUGGGGAUAAGAAGGUUCGACUGAGAAAG
Molecule: messenger RNA, 2120 nt
Organism: Candidula unifasciata
Lineage: Eukaryota; Metazoa; Mollusca; Gastropoda; Stylommatophora; Geomitridae
Source: the annotation of a GenBank genome assembly